CCUCAAUCGAAGGUGAUACAGUACAAGUACGAACAGGAGUACAGAGUACUACAUGACGACUAGGCCCUGACCGCGAUUUUAGUCUGACUCUUACAAACUCUGAGACGCUUACUUGAGAUUGUAGUAGUAGCUCUUUUCUCAACGACAUCCUACACACCGGGCAGGAUGAUUUCAGCGGGUUAUGGCCGGUCCAACAUCUACAGCUUUGAUCCACAUCAAAAAGGAGUCGGUCGUUGUCGAAGCGGAAGACUUACAACCUCACGAGCAGCGAGAUGAAAGCGACAAAGGAAAAGAAGAAAAGUUCAGAGAGCUGUCGACGCGACAGAAACUCCUCGCCAUAGUCCGAUACAGCGUGAAACCAUUUUCUGACAGACUCGACCCCUUCGCAGCUCUGCCCGUGAACCUGGACCGUCUGCAAGAACACCUCGUCAGCUUCUACCUGCUCUACUAUCCCAAAGCAACCUAUGGCUUCAGUUCACGACUCCGGCCACAUCCAGUUGCCAGCAAUUUCUCCAUUGCGCUGACAACGCCAGCUUGUUUCCAAGUCAUCCUGGCUCGGUCUGCACUGUAUCGCAUCGGGUUGAACAAAUAUGCUUCGGAACGCGAAAAGGACGAGUUGAACAUGGCAGUGAUGAGGCACAAAGGUGAAGCCCUCAAGAUGUUGCGGGUCCUAAGCACCAAGGCAAGCCCGAAUCGAAAAGAUGACCUGCUCGCCUCGAUCAUCAGUUUGGGCACAUUCGACAGGCGGACCGGUGCCAAAGAUGCAGCAGGGAUGCAUUACUCUACGGUUAGACGCAUCCUCAAAUCAACCGGCGGGCCUCUGGCUGUCGGUUCAGUCCUCCUGUCUCGAGUCAUGUGUUUCUUCGAGUGCAUAUACGGGACGAGUCCGGAAAGCUACAUCUGGGACGAGUCAGACUUGGACAGACUGGUCAAGGGACUGAACGGCUUCUUGUUCGGCCUCUGGGAGCUCUGGAAGUCACUGUCAACGAUAAGCGGCCUCACAGCGGUGACAUCGAAAACUGCAGGACCGCCACGAAUACAUUCAUUCGGACUGCAGCUAGACUCGAGUCUGCUCUCGCUCGUCGAGCGUCGGCCACCUUUGGACGCCGAACUCACUCAACAAGGUCGGCUGGAAAUGAUAUUCCAAGUGACUUGUCUGCUGACUUUUGGUAUGGUGACCUUGGAUAAGGCCGGCGACUUCCGGAGCCUGCAAGAGUACAUGGAUGGUGUUCACAAGCAGGUAGACGACCUCCACCUGACGGGCCAAAGUUGCAACAACGUCAUGUGGCAAAUCCAGGUGAAUGACCAUAGUGCGGAGCAUAGCAAGAGGAUAUGGAAAGCAGCAUCAUAUGCCUGGGUGUUGAAACAUGUCUCAUACAAUGUCCAGGUGAGCGUGAAGGAAUGGCUGUUGGCGUUCUUCAAGGGUGAGCCGGUGACUGAGAAACAAUUUCGUCUUGAUCCCUUUCAUUUCAGUUAUGCCAAUUGAAGGGUACGGAGUAUUUAUUGGAGUUUAAAUAUAUACCCUGUACUUUGUUCAAUCCAUGUGGGAGGGUUAGAAAAGCCAGAUUGCUGGAAAUGGCAUUGAUAUCG
Messenger RNA from Exophiala oligosperma, 1590 nucleotides. RefSeq lists its product as uncharacterized. The record is from RefSeq and is a predicted model, not a curated record. The coding region runs from base 182 to 1486 and encodes 434 amino acids. Lineage: Eukaryota; Fungi; Ascomycota; Eurotiomycetes; Chaetothyriales; Herpotrichiellaceae. The transcript has a single exon.